AUGACAUUGACUAUACUUGACUUGGGCGAAGACAUCCUCACUUAUGCCAUCUCACGCUACUUGUCACCGGAUGACAUAUUCAAACUUUUCACUUUAAAUUCGACCUUGUACAAGUUGUUUGAAUCUUCACCCACAAUCUUUCAAUUGCUAUAUAACAAAAAGUUUACCAAUAAUGAAAACAACUACACAUUGAACUUGCAGCAACAUCUCAAUUGGAAACAGCUUUGGCAACUAAGGUGCAACACCAAUCAGCAGCUUUUCACGUGGGGUGAAAGUAAUGGUGGUAGAUUGGGGUAUUUGUCGACUCGAAUUGAUCAAUCGCAUGUGCUGAGAAAAUUGGGCGGGUGGUCUGUACAUACACCAACAAACAUACCCGAGUUCAACCAACAUCUUAUUGUUGAUCUUAAGGCAAAUGGGUACAGCUUUAUCAUAUUGUUGAAUAAUGGUGAGUUGUGGUUCACUGGAAUGGAUUGGAAACGACCCUCACAAGGGUUAUCUACACCGGGACCAGUUAAAAGUAAAGAUUACAAGCCCAAUCCUGGAACAAUGGCAUUAAGCAGUAUGAACAAUAAUACAGAUGAAAAUGUGGGAGGAAGAAGAGGAAUUAUUCCAGGUACGUUUUCAAGAGGCGGUGGCAGGUUUGGUGUUUUACCGAUGCCAAUGAGUGGGAGAUUUACCGAUGAUGAUGAUGACGAUGAUGAUGAUGAUGAUGAUGAUAAGAACAGUGAAAGUGAUAGCAAUGGUACUCCUCGGGAAGGGUCUAGUACCGGAACUCGCGUCUCUCCGCCAGUGUCAACACCAGGGCAAGAAUCGUCGUCACGUUUGCCCCAAUCACGAAGGAGACUUCAACCAAAUGACUCCAAAACCACGUUGAGACAUAAGCCUUCCAAGAUUCAAGAAACCAACUUUUUAUCACGGUUAUUCCUCCCACCGAUGAAUGAAUUCGACAACAGAAGGAUUAUUUCUAUCAGUACCGGGAGAGAACAUAUCAUUGCUCUUGACGAUCACAAUAACGUGUACACAUGGGACUCCGGAUGUAAUUCAAAUAUAGGUAUACAUAUUCAGUUCCCGGGUAUACCAGAAACGGCCAACGUAGUCAAGGUUUCAGCAGGCUGGAAUCUUUCGGCUUGCCAAAUUGAUGAUGUUGGGUUAGUUGUAUGGUACUCAAGGGAACCAUUAACCAAGGAGCAAUUUGAUCAACAAAAUUACCAAGCUCGUGCAAAAUAUUUGAUCAUUCCGGGGACAGAUAACAAUGUGGCUGAUUUCACUGUAGGUGCAGAUUACGUCCUAUUCAUUAAGAUAUCUGACACAAAAUUAUACCAGUUUAGAUUGAAUGCACUCGAUUUGCUACAUAGGGAUGAUGAUAGGUUAGAUGUCAAUGACUUGAAACGAAUGAUCACGCCUAUGAAUAAUUUCAACGACUGGAUGUCUCAACGAGAAGCAAGUAUUGAAUUUACUCGAUUGAAUAGUUGCUUUACAAACUUUGUUGUGUUUACCAACCACGAUCAAAUAUUAAUCGGAAACAAUGCUCAUUUGCUAUAUAAUGUCAACGACGAGCCACAAGAGCAAGGUAAAACCCCAAUAGUGGUUCCAGACCUACAAGGACAAAAUAUCAAAUCAGUUGAAAUUGGCGACUACCACUACUUGGCGUUGACAAAUGACGGGUCAUUGUUGAGUUGGGGUACUGAAUCUAGGUCGUGUGGAUGCUUGGGAAUAGGUCCAAGGGAGUUGGCAGUAGCAGAACACCCUGAAACUGUAGUUGAGCAUGGUACAAAUUUGGAGGUUAAACAGCCUAUGCACGUAAAGAAUCCAAUGGGGAAUAGAAUCAAAGGUAAAUGGGUUGCUGUUGCUGCUAGUGGAUGGCAAUCUGGUGGUAUAUAUGUUCCACUAGAGGAAUAA
Messenger RNA from Lodderomyces parapsilosis, 1899 nucleotides. RefSeq names its product SCF ubiquitin ligase complex subunit. NCBI's taxonomy places the organism in Eukaryota, Fungi, Ascomycota, Pichiomycetes, Serinales, Debaryomycetaceae. The record is from RefSeq and is a predicted model, not a curated record. The transcript has a single exon. Gene Ontology annotation, cellular component: cytoplasm. Gene Ontology annotation, molecular function: guanyl-nucleotide exchange factor activity. Bases 1 to 1899 code for a protein of 632 amino acids.